AUGCUGUGCUACAACUAUGGGGUGCAGGCGCACCAGCAGGCGCGCUACUCCGACGCCAUCAUGUGGCUUGAGAGCACCGGAAACAACGAUAGGGCCAAGCAAAGUGCUCAGCUCGCCAGUGAGAUGCAAGAGAACCAUUCUGUUCUGUAUCUGCUCGCCAAGCUGAACUUCGCGGAAGGGCGCUUUGACCUAGCGGAGAACUAUCUCGAAAAGCUACUCGCACACCCGGACACCAACGCCCUCGACAUGGCAUUUGCGGCGUGCGAUUUGGCCAGGGACAAUAAACGACCCGAGGCAGCGAUCCUUGGCUAUACGUUUCUUCAGAGUCGCUUCUCUCAAGAUGGCGAUCUGGGCAAGAUCCGAUUCCGACUGCUCGACCUUCUGGUCUCCGAAGAAGUCAAUGAUCAUUCGAGAGCGCUUGCCGCUGCCGAGCUGAAGCAUUUUCAACAGCUGCUCUGGAACGUUGGGGCCGUCCUGUUUCAGCUCAAGCAGUACGACCAAGCACUGAAGCACGCAAACGAAGCGAAUAUUCGUGAGUCAAACCUGGCGACGCAUUUCCUCUCGUUCUUGAUCCAGCUUCAUGUCCCAGACGACGAGCAAGCUAAGGCAGAGCUUGUUGCACUUUGCGCUUGUGAGGAUUUCGAUUCAAAGUAUCUCGACAUCGCUGCAGAGGAGGCGUGGGCGAUGAAGCGGCAAUCGGUGGCCAUGCACGCGCUGGAGGCCAUCAUGUCCACCUUUAUCAGCGCUGAUCGGUUGGGCCACAUCGGCAAGGUCCUCCGCAACUUGAUAAAGCUGUCAACCAACGGCGAGGAAAGUACUACCCUUGAGGGUUUGACGAAGACGGUCUACUAUCUACGGUUGGGUACGGAGAAACUGAAGGAGCUCGGAGUACAGAUGUUCAGUAGCCUCGACGAGCUCGAGUGGCUUAUCGGUGUCUGCUGGAAGUUUGGGUGCUAUCGCUAUGCAUUCGAGUACUCUAGCGUCCUACCCAUGAGCCGCGAGAGUUUGGAGACCAAGAAGUCGAGCCUGCUCUUCGCCAUCGCGGCUAAGUUGGAGGAACAAAAAGCGCAAGGCUUCAACGAGCGCAUCCCACAGAUCAAAGUCAUGGAACUGCACGCCAAGCUAGCCCUGAAGCUGAACGACCAAAGCCUCGUUGCGGUUAUUCAGAGCGCUGCAGCUGUACCUGGGAUCAGCCCCGUCGUAUUCGAGUCCAUGGCUGCACUCUGCUUGGACAGCGCCCUUUUCCGACAGCUGAUCACAUUGAAUGGAGGGCGCGAAAGUGCGUGGCCGCUCUACGAGCAGGCCUACAAGCUUAUCGAGAAGCUGGGCGAGCGAGAGACCGAAUCCUCGGCUUUCCCUCAGAUCGAACUGCGAUGGCUGCUGGCAAAGGCCUGGAACAACGGGACGCACAAGUACCGAUUGUCGAAGCACGACGAGGCCGAGAAGUGGAUGAGCCUCGCGUUCAAUAAGCAGGUGCCCGCAGAGGAGAAGAUGACAGAAGAGAUGGUGGUGAAGAUGAUGGUGAUGAUGGUGGUGGAGGAGGUGGCUGUCCAUCAGCAGUCAGCGAGCUCGGCCGAGUAG
Molecule: messenger RNA, 1581 nt
Organism: Acanthamoeba castellanii str. Neff
Lineage: Eukaryota; Discosea; Longamoebia; Acanthamoebidae
Product: tetratricopeptide repeat domain containing protein
Exons: 18
Coding region: 1-1581 (526 amino acids)
Biological process (GO): regulation of synaptonemal complex assembly
Molecular function (GO): protein binding
Source: RefSeq, a predicted model, not a curated record